Messenger RNA from Adineta ricciae, 1527 nucleotides. The record is from the annotation of a GenBank genome assembly. NCBI's taxonomy places the organism in Eukaryota, Metazoa, Rotifera, Eurotatoria, Adinetida, Adinetidae.
AUGAUAAAUUACAAACUAAUUCUUCAGAUUUAUCAAAUCUCUAGAGGUAGAUUUCACAUAAGUGACGAGUACAUAGUGUUCCAUCAGAUAAAUCAUUCGUUUUGUCCGUUUAAUAUUCGCCACUAUUACAUGUAUGAUUCGUCGUCGACUAUAUUUAUUUCAUCAUCACAUCCGUAUCCUCAACAAGUCAAUGUUGCCAUUGCGAUCAUCGGCACGUUUUCUUCGUUGUUGACUAUUUUCGGAAACAUUCUCGUACUUGUUUCAUUUUUCGUUGAUCGUCAAAUUCGUCAACCAACAAAUUACUUCAUACUGUCAUUAGCGAUUAGUGAUUUUCUCAUUGGUUGUGUUUCAAUGCCUUUUUUAACGUUAGCUAUCUAUAAAAAUCGAUGGGUGCUCGGUUCAUUUCUAUGCGAUAUAUGGUUAUCAUUAGAUUAUACUGUAUGUUUAGCAUCUAUCUAUACGGUGCUUCUAAUAACUGUUGAUCGGUUUUGUUCAGUGAAAAUUCCUACGAAAUAUCGGAAUUGGAGAACAAAGAAACGUAUCAUUUUAUUGGUGCUUCUAACAUGGUUCGUACCAGCAUUGAUAUUCUUUGUUUCGACUAUGGGUUAUCCACUAUUCAGCAAAAAGCCAAAUUUAAGUGUAGCUGAUCUUCAAUGCGACGUGCAAUGGAAUAAGAAUCCUUACUUCAAUCUAGGUUUAACUAUUGGUUAUUUUUGGGUGACACUACUAGUUAUGUUUACAUUGUACUUUUUUAUUUAUCAAGUCGCCAGUGCAUUGGAAAAGCGUUCGAAUGCUAAUGCAAAGAAGUUUUCAAAUCUGAUCGGUGGUGCGCCGACGACCGUAACAGACGCGGCAACAAGCGCGUCAAAAAGUCAUCAAGUUACUCAAACCACUCACUGUUUAUCAUCAUCUACGCGAUCAAAGAAAAAGAAACAGCCAAGUCUAUCGUCACUCUCACGACGUAAUACAAGUAUCGAUGAUGAUGCUGGAAGUUCAUUGAUCAAUCAUAAUCAACAUGAUAAUCAAAAUAGAUUAUCAAACGGACUUGACGUUAUCAAUCGUUCAUCAUCGAAUGAAACUAGUGGUGAACAUCCAUCGGUCGCUGCCGUAUCUCCCAAUGUUUCAACAAUUCUUCCCAUAACUCGUGUUGAAGUGGAAACAAAUAAAAAAUCGGAAGAAAAUCGCUUACUCAUACCUAACAAGCCGAACAAUAGUUUUACAUCAAGUGCAACAAAACAAAAGCCAGGCGGUAGAAAUGGAAGUAGCAACAAAGCAAGAAAAGCAUUACGUACUAUCACUGUCAUUAUGGGUGCAUUUGUUCUCUGUUGGACACCAUGGCAUAUUCAUACAAUCAUUCAAACGUUUUGCAAAACAUGCCGUGAAAUCCAAUUAAUCCAUUUUGUUAUGCGCUUGCCAAUCGACAAUUUAAAAAGACUUACACACGUUUACUACGAUGCGAUUUUCGAAAAUUGUAGAAAUAUAUGUAUACAAUCUAGUUAUUUCAUUCUUCUUCCUUUUCUUCUUUGA